This is a messenger RNA of Porites evermanni, 2565 nucleotides long. The record is from the annotation of a GenBank genome assembly. NCBI's taxonomy places the organism in Eukaryota, Metazoa, Cnidaria, Anthozoa, Scleractinia, Poritidae.
UUCUUUUUUUCAGUAUCGUUCAAAGCAGUUUUUACAAACCUUGGUGCGAGUGGAAGACUGGGUCCAACUUCUCUAGGUAGUUACUACAGUGGUCAGGAUCAUGACGGUCAAGUUACAUUGGUCAGUGGUAUUCAACAAUGGACUGUGCCUAAAACAGGUGACUACAGAAUAGAGCCAAUAGGGGCUGCAGGGGGAUAUGGCUUCAACAGCAACAAUGGUCAGUAUCGCGGCAGAGGUGCAAGAAUUAAAGGGACUUUUCGCCUUUUCAAAGGAGAAACAAUUCAAAUACUUGUUGGUCAAGAGGGAAGUAUAAACCUUAAUGGUAAUAGCUGUGGUGGUGGUGGAGGUACGUUUGUGGUGAGAGGACGGAACACGCCUUUAAUAAUAGCUGGAGGAGGGGGAGGCAUGGAAGCUGCUCGAUCAAGACAUUCGGGAUGCGAUGCUUCUACAGGGACAACAGGGAAUUCUGGGUACAAGUCAUGGUCAGGAGGGAGUGGUGGACAAGGAGCAACGACCGCUGACAAUGACAACUCAGGUGAACCGAGCGUGUCAAGAUGAGUAUAGUAGGGCCACCACGACAGCAAUCUUUGCUAAAUCUAGAUGUAAAAUCUAACUUAACAUCCGCCUUCUUCAAAUAGCCUCAAUAUGGAGGCUAAACUCAUCGACGGAGGUCAAAGUCCCCAACUUCUUGUAUCAACUUUUAGAGUCAUAAGAGAGACGUUAUAUAGGUCACUCAUGAAUUAAAAACAAACCAAGAAAAACUCUAGCUCUCCUUAGGAUUCGAACUAAUGACAUCAAAGACAACAGUCCGCGUUUAAAAGCAAAUUUCCUCAUUGCAAAGUUUUGACUUUUUCUUGUCUCUUUUGACUAUUUUUUCAAAUCAAUUAAGACUCGGAAAAUGAAGGAACUUCAGUCAUCAGCGUUCAUAGCUGCCCAAGACUUUCUUAUCAUGUUUCCUUAAGAUUACUCAGAAGAAGUUAACAAUCUUCGCGUGCUAAUAAACUAUACUUGGAUAGUUAAAGACGAACAAGAGGUUCAUACUUAGAACCGAAGUAAGGCGAACACUAUACCUAGCCCUAGUUAGGCCACGCUGAUUUGGGAAAUUCCAGGCAAUUUAGGCCCCGCAGUCAAUCGAGCUCAUUGUCAAGCUUGAGCGUAUCCAAAGACGCGCGACUAAGUUUAUCUUAAAACUGCCUUAUUCUUCUAAUAUAAGUUAUAAACCUCGUUUAUACUACUACAUGAGGAAUUUCUGCAAUCUAAUUGGCUUAGAGCUGAUUGGCUUAAUUUGAAAUACCUACAUGUGAAAAUUACAAACCUUUUGAGGGUAGUAGUAUAAACAAAUAAUAGCAUGAUUUGUACGUGAUAUUUGGCAUAAAUGCCCUUCGUGAUAUUUCAAAAUUGUCUCAAAUUUCACUCGCCUAACGGCUCGUGAAAUUACGUAUAACGAUUUCGAAAUAUCACUCGUGGUAUUUAUGCCAAAUAUCACUACAAAUCAUGCCAUUACCUAUACUUACAAACUCUAAACCUAAUACCUAUUUGUUACUGGCACGAACUUUUAGAUGUACCCUUAAUGCUCGUCCUUUGUUUCGUCCAAUAACUUGUUGUAUGUAGCUGUAGCUUUUGUUGUAUCGCUGUGUUUUUUAGUAUUUCUUGUCUUUUUUUUAGUAGUAUCCCGGCCCGCUGUACUAGUGGCCACAGCUGUUAAGGUGUCCCUGCCAACAUUCUUUUUGAUUGUUUUGUUUAUUUGUUUGUUUGUUUGUUUGUUUUUUGGCGAAGCUAAUAAAAAAAGAAGUGUAUGUUAAAGUAGUUUAAAUACCAAUAAUCCAUGAAAUUAAUUUCGAUUUGCUAUAUUGUUCCUCAUAUAAAUCAAAUACAUGUCAAGGCAGAUAAUAUGAGAUAAAUACAUUCAAAGAUAUAGAAAUAAGACUAGGUUUUAAUGACCUGGAUUAACUCUGAUUGAAAUUGGUGGUAUGCAUUUGUAUUUAACAAAUAAAAAGGCAUAUGAUAAUAGUGACGCAUAUCGAAGCCUAAAAUAUGGGUCGCUGAAAAGAAUAAUUGUUAAUAGUAGUCUCCCAGUAUUAUAGAUAUAGGACAGGUGAUGCGAUUACUUUUAUCAAUAGAAUCUUAAUUGAUUUGUUAAAUGAAAAAAAGCCUCUGCAAGAAAUCCACCCGCACAUGGCAACUGUUGUAAGUAAAGAGUUAUUUAAUGUUAUUUAUAUUUUAGGUGGAGGCGGUGGUGGAUUUUAUUCCAGUGGAAGGAGCUCAACAAGCUUCGGAGGUUCAAUGGGGCGUGGCGGAGAAGGAGGCAAAGGAUUUCUUCAGGGAGGAGUGGGUGGAAGAGCCUUGUAUAACAAUGCUGUAGGCGGGUUUGGAGGGGGCGGUGGCGCUUAUGGAGGGGGAGGGGGUGCUGGAGGUGGAGGAGGCUACUCUGGCGGAAGUAGCGGGAAUAAUGAAUAUGACUCCUGUGGAGGAGGGGGAGGAUCUUACAAUACUGGAAAGAAUCAGCAAAAUGAAUGCUGUUAUAAAACAGCUGGACAUGGUCAGGUGACCAUAACAUUGAUAUAG